Messenger RNA from Pecten maximus, 378 nucleotides. RefSeq names its product extensin-like. The annotation marks the transcript as partial. The record is from RefSeq and is a predicted model, not a curated record. Lineage: Eukaryota; Metazoa; Mollusca; Bivalvia; Pectinida; Pectinidae. The transcript is spliced from 3 exons.
AAAUCCCCCCAAACAACCCAAAACCCAAAACCCACCCCCCACCCCCCCCAAACCCACCACCCCCAACACCCCCCAAACCCAGAACCCCCACAUCCAGACACCACCAAACCCAGAAAAACCCCCAAACCCAGUAACCCCCAAAAACCCAAUAACCCCCCCAAAACCCGGAACCCCAAAACCCCACAAAAAACCCCAAACAAAAACCCCCCCAAGAAAACCAAACAACCAAAAGCCCCAAAAAAAGCCCCAACACAAAAACCCCCAACACCCCCCAAAACCCAGACCCCCAAACCCGACACCCACCCCCAAAACACCCCCCAAAUCCCCAAGAAAAAACAAAACUAAAAAAAUUAUUUAAAAAAAAUACAACAAAAAAAA